AUGGUAGACAGAGUCUGGGCUCGCUAUUUCAUGAUAGAUCUCAAAAGUCCGAUCCAACAAUCUCCCAUCGAGUCGAUUUACGAAGGUGCUGAGGUCUUUGAAUAUCGAUUGUUUCCAUUGGACAAGGAUCUUCGUCCAAUAAAACGAUUCGACGAGCCAGACUCGACCAAACGGUCUUUGCCACUCAAUGCUGACCCCACCGAGCAGAACUCUACCCACCAUUCAUAUCCAUUUGACAGUCUACCGAUCCUCGUUUCCAGUGUCCAACCCCACUUCGUCAUCCUCGACUUGGCUGAAAAGCUGUUCAAUCAGCCACGGAUAGUGUCGACUGUGGUGCCUUCACUUUGGCCGAUUUCCGAGUACGAUGCCAGCCAUAUGCUUUGGCACCUCGAAUUCGUGUAUUGUGUUUGGCUUGAAAUUGAGGCGCCCCCUGGAUUUGCGUCUACGUCGCGCACUCCUCUGUGGGCGUCUGCUCUCGACGCGGGUGCAUGUCUGCCAACGUCGCGGCCGAUGUCGCUGACUGUCUGCACUGGGCCGUGCUUCCGCAGCCGGUUUGCGUGGCAGCCGUCUGUCUGCUCUCGCUGUCUGCAUACUGGCGAUGACAGCAUGAGCGAUGACUCUGCCGCCUCAGACAGCGACGAUGACUUCAGGAGCCUUAGCCCAUCCGAGUAA
This is a messenger RNA of Heterobasidion irregulare TC 32-1, 672 nucleotides long. RefSeq lists its product as uncharacterized. The transcript has 2 exons. NCBI's taxonomy places the organism in Eukaryota, Fungi, Basidiomycota, Agaricomycetes, Russulales, Bondarzewiaceae. The coding region runs from base 1 to 672 and encodes 223 amino acids. The record is from RefSeq and is a predicted model, not a curated record.